AUGGCGGGUCUCGCAUGCCCGUCGACCACACUCUUCGUCCCGGUUCCGAAGAACCAUCAUUUGUCCAAAUCCGUUCACUUAAAAAACGCGUCUCACGAAAAAUGCGCGGGUCCUCCCUCCGGACCUGCCGGGAGUUGCGCAUUUCGCGUGGCGGCGGCUCACUCCCGGGCGCGAAACAACGUGGGGGCGGUGAAAACCGUGCGCCUGACUCUGCCUCUUACACGUGACGGCGGUCCCUCCCGGCCGGCCGGGAGUUGUCACGUCCGCGUGGCGGGGGUGAAAUGCGCGGCGGCGGGGUCCCUCCCGACCGGCCGGGAGUUGUCACGUCCGCGUGGCGGCGGGUCCCUCCCGGCCGCACGGACGCGUGGCGGCGGUGAAAAGCGUGCGCCUGCAUGGCACUGUCCGGAGCUCCAGGCCUCCAGGGACACACUCCCGGCUCUCUACCCGGGGAAGGUGAGCCUUUCCCGGGCUAAACUAUUGAGGCUGGGGGCCUCCUGGCUCCGGUGCUCCGGAGCUCCGGGCCUCCGGGACACACUCCCUGCUCUCUACCCGGGGAAGGAGUUUCUUCGGAACCACAUCAGGAUCACGUCGUGGGUCACCAAAUUGUCAGCUCUGAACUUUAAGAAAGAGGCAGAGUUCUCAGACACAGGUGUACCGCCCCAGUCAAACUCCCCACCUGCCACUGUCCCCGGAGCGGGUCACGCCCGGCGGGGCCGGGCGCUUGACGCCAGAAGCGAGAGCCCGCUCGGGGCUCGCCUCCCCGCCUCACCGGCUCAGCCCCAGCGCCUGCGCCUGCUCCUGCGCUCUCUCUCCCCGCGCUCGGGCGCUCUCUCCCCGGACGCGGGGGGCUCGGACGGGGCGCUCCCUCCGCUGGUGGGACACGAGUCGGUGGCGCUGGAGAAGCUGCUCUCCGUCGGGGGGGAGGAGGAUGGGCUGCUAGGGAGAGAGAGGAAGCGGGCAGAGGGAGAGAGAGAGAGAAGGAGGGACCGGCUUCUGCACCUCCAGCGUUCACUCAGCAAAGGUGUGGAGUCAGAGUCUCGUGGACGCACACACAGUCAGCCGCUGGCGAGCCCCCUGGAGCACAGAGCCGACUCGUACGUGGCGCUACCUCAGGGCGACCUCCUGCCUCCCUGCAAACUGCACCACGUCACCGAGAAAGUGACUCAGGUCCUGAGUCUCGGGGCCGACGUUCUUCCCGAGUACAAACUGCAGACUCCCAGGAUCCACAAAUGGACCAUUCUGCACUACAGUCCGUUCAAAGCCGUGUGGGACUGGGUCAUUCUGCUGCUCGUCAUCUACACCGCCAUCUUCACGCCGUACUCCGCCACCUUCCUGCUCAGUGACCAGGAGGAGGCGGCGAUGCAGACCUGUGGAUACUCCUGCUCUCCUCUCAACGUCGUGGACUUCAUCGUGGACAUCAUGUUCAUCGUCGACAUCGUCAUCAACUUCAGGACCACCUACGUCAACUCCAACGAUGAGGUGGUGAGUCAGUCGGCUCGGAUCGCGGUUCAUUAUUUCAAGGGUUGGUUCCUCAUCGACAUGGUGGCCGCCAUCCCCUUCGACCUGCUCAUCUACAGGUCCGGAGAAGAGGUGGCCCGAGGAGGAGCCGAGGGAGAGACGACCACCCUGAUUGGCCUGCUGAAGACGGCGCGGCUGCUGCGAUUGGUCCGCGUGGCCAGGAAGCUGGACCGAUACUCGGAGUACGGCGCCGCGGUGCUGUUCCUGCUCAUGUGCACCUUCGCCCUCAUCGCGCACUGGCUCGCCUGCAUCUGGUACGCCAUCGGGAACGUGGAGAGAGCGACCUCUGCUGGUAUCGGCUGGUUGGACACUUUGGGCGAUCAGCUGGGGAAGCCGUACAACGAGUCCGUGGGCAGCUCAGGACCCUCCAUCAGAGACAAAUACGUGACGGCGCUUUACUUCACCUUCAGCAGUCUGACCAGUGUGGGCUUCGGAAACGUGUCCCCCAACACCAACUCAGAGAAGAUCUUCUCCAUCUGCGUCAUGCUCAUCGGAGCUCUGAUGUACGCCAGUAUCUUCGGUAACGUCUCGGCGAUUAUCCAGCGGCUGUACUCGGGCACGGCGCGGUACCACGCUCAGAUGAUGAGGGUCCGAGAGUUCAUUCGCUUUCACCAGAUUCCAAACCCGCUGAGGCAGAGGCUGGAGGAAUACUUCCAACACGCCUGGUCCUACACCAACGGCAUCGACAUGAACGCGGUGUUGAAAGGUUUCCCUGAGUGUCUUCAGGCCGAUAUCUGUCUCCAUCUGAACAGGACUCUGCUGGAGAACUGUAAGGCCUUCAAAGGGUCGACUAAAGGCUGCCUGCGCUCUUUGGCCAUGCGCUUCAAGACGACCCACGCGCCUCCGGGGGAUACGCUGGUCCACGCGGGCGAUGUGAUCUCUGCGCUCUACUUCAUCUCCAGAGGCUCCAUCGAGAUCCUCAGAGGAGACGUGGUGGUGGCCAUACUGGGUAAAAACGACAUCUUUGGAGAACCCAUAAACCUGUACGCUCUGCCCGGGAAGAGCAGCUCUGACGUGAGGGCUCUGACCUACUGCGACCUGCACAAGAUCCACCGAGAGGACAUCCUGGAGGUUCUGGACAUGUACCCAGAGUUCUCUGAAUAUUUCUGGUCCAAUCUGGAGAUCACCUUCAACCUGCGAGACGCGAACAGUGAAGUGGUUCUGGCUGCAGACGACCCAGAGCUCGAACGAUUCAGAAAAACUCUGUUUGACAGAAAGUUCUCCACACCUGUCACAGGAGACACCAGCGCCGCCCGCAGGCAGAGGGCCUACAGGUGGAGGAGGAGGUUCAGUAACUGGGAGCAGAGGGAGCACAGCAAAGACGAGCAUCGAUACACUCUAUAUGGUCCGGUGUUCUCCAGUGAUGAAGAGGCAGAAGAACCAGAGUUGAACAGUCCAAUUCAGACGACUCUGCUCCACACAGCCCCAAACUGCAGAGGGACGGAGGGAGAGAGGAAGGAGAGAGGGAACGCAAUCACAGAUGCACUGUCAGGCAUGUCCAACAUCUUCACGCUGUGGGGGGAGAGUCAGGAGCAGAAGUACCAACAAGUCCCCUGUGCGCCGAGCCUCCUGUCCCCCACCAGCCCCGAGGAGAAGCCCCAACCUCCAGAAAAACGCCCUCUACCUCAAAAUAACUGCCCCCUCCCUGUAGAAAACCACCCCAAAGCUUCUAGCGCGCCGUCUGCCGUCCCCCCACAGCCUCGCAGUCCCUCCCCGCUGCCCCCCGGUGGUCCUUCUCCCGGCGCGUCCUCAGCCUGCUCCGCGGCGCCCCCUGCCUGUGCCGGCGUGGUCCCACACAGACACAGGGCGGAGAUAGAGCGGAGGCUGGACUCGCUGCAGAGGCAGAUCGGCAGUUUGGAGAGUCGUAUGGCCACAGACAUCGGGACCAUCCUCCAGCUGCUCCAGAAGCAGAUCUCCAUCCCUCCGUCCUACAGCACCCUCAUCUCCUCCUCCGUCGUCGCCUCUCCUCCAGCGGGGGGCAGGGCGUCUCCUGUCGCCUCAUCAGCAGAAGGAGGCGUCGCAGCUCCGUCCUCCUCCCGCUCUCCUCCAGCUCCGGGUUCAGCAGACGUUCACCCUCCUGUACGCUGCGCGAAGAGUCCCCCCUUCCGUAGGCCGCGCGGAGUGUCCACCGUCUCGUACGCCGCGCGGAGUCCACCCUCGUCUCGUACGCCGCACGGAGAGUCCACCCUCGUCUCGUACGCCGCACGGAGAGUCCACCCUCGUCUCGUACGCCGCACGGAGAGUCCACCCUCGUCUCACACGCCGCACGGAGAGUCCACCCUCGUCUCGUACGCCGCACGGAGAGUCCACCCUCGUCUCGUACACCGCGUGGAGAGUCCACUUUCCCGUACGCCGCGCGGAGUGUCCACCGUCUCGUGCGCCGCGCGGAGAGUCUCCCCUCGUCCCGUACGUCGCGCGGGCUACGCCACUAAUCCAGAAUCCAGAAUCCACUAA
Molecule: messenger RNA, 3972 nt
Organism: Boleophthalmus pectinirostris (great blue-spotted mudskipper)
Lineage: Eukaryota; Metazoa; Chordata; Actinopteri; Gobiiformes; Gobiidae
Product: potassium voltage-gated channel subfamily H member 2-like
Biological process (GO): regulation of heart rate by cardiac conduction; membrane repolarization during action potential; regulation of ventricular cardiac muscle cell membrane repolarization
Cellular component (GO): membrane
Molecular function (GO): inward rectifier potassium channel activity
Source: RefSeq, a predicted model, not a curated record